Molecule: messenger RNA, 4757 nt
Organism: Mytilus californianus (California mussel)
Lineage: Eukaryota; Metazoa; Mollusca; Bivalvia; Mytilida; Mytilidae
Exons: 7
Coding region: 152-1189 (345 amino acids)
Source: RefSeq, a predicted model, not a curated record
CGUACACCUUUGCAUUUCCUGUUACUUUUUUUUUUGUUCGCAAAAUAAGCAUUUUGUGCUAAUUAAAGAUUAUCAGACGCAGAAAAACCUUUCAAACUAAAUACCAUAAGACAUUAACAGCAACCAAUGGGAAAGAAGAAAUGUUAUAAGAAUGGUAUGCAACACAAUGUCUGACAUGACUGACAACCCAGGAAUUGAUAUGUUCUCAAACAACAACUACCUGCCUGAUAUUGGACAGUUUAGUAACCAAGGAAACAAUGGAUACUUACAGAGAUGUCGACUGCCAACAACCAAUCAGGGAGCUCAAUUCACCUUUGCUGUCCCAACCCGGGCCAGUUCAUAUACCUUAGGCCAAGUAGGCCACACCCACCAACCAAGAGGACUCUAUUCUAUCCCAAUUAGUCAGCAGGGUAUGGUGCCUGGAUUUGGGGCUUCAUGGCAACAUUCAGUACCUAAUCAGAUGCCAUGGACAGAAAAUUGGACAGCACCCACUACUAACUUUGGAAUAACUACAUUUACAGCCAUACCUACCAUGUCUGUACCUUCAUUUAGUAUUUACAGUAGUAUACCAUCAUGCAGUACCACACCAAAUCGACCAAAACGUCGGCACUCAAUAGAUAUAGAAAAGGAAGCUCCAAAUUCAAAAUGUAGAGUUACAGCUGAGAAAAUGGUUGCCAGAAUGGAAGGGUUAUCUCUAAUGAAUAAUGGUUCCCCUAGUAGUUGUGAAAAAACAGAGUACCAGUUCCAACCAGCUCUAGACUAUGACUUAACUGACAUGGCUACAUCCAGUACAACUUGUUCAACAAUGUCUGGGGGAUGGGAAAGAUUCAGGGAAAUAGAAAACAGAUUAAAUUCAGAAUCAGAAGACGAUGAUCUUCCAGAUGAUGAUGGAGUGAAAGUUCAUAUAACAGAAAGUAUAGCAAAAAAUAUCCUGGAGUCACAACCUCUUAUACCACAGAAAAUACUAGAUAAUUUUCACAAGCCGUGUAUGGAGGUUGUGCUAUGGAAGAGUCCUGGUGGUUUUACUACAGAAUCUGUAAUCAAAGAAACAUCUAGUACACCAGUCACAACAUCAUCACAUCAAUCAUUAUUGUCACCACCUCUUCAGAUUAGUGUAGAUAGCAAUUCAUCAAAAGAUAUGGAAGCAGAAAGUAGUUUGGAAACAUAUGACGAUUAUAUGGACUUGUGAAACAUGUCUAGUCUUUAGUGACUGCAAUCAACAGCUGACUUAUUUUACCCUUAUUAGAUAGAAAAACCUUAACAUACUGAGGAUUCUUUAAUAUUCGUGGGAUACUAAUUUUUGAGGAUUUCGUGGGUACACGUGAACCCCAAUUAUUGUUCAACGAUUUACAAAUUUUCUAUUGCGUUGUAUGCAGACUUUGGCAAAACCAUGAAAUCAAAUAUCCAAGAAAAUGCAAGAUUUCCUCAAUCCAUGGAAAUUAGUACCUUAUAAAAUUACUGAAUCCACAGUAUUGGAAUUAUAAUACUACUGUAGGUCAUAGUUCAUUUUGAGCAGGGACAGAUUCAGAUUUUAUUGAAAGGGGUCGUAAGAGUGUCAAAUGUUGAAAAUAGCUUUGACCCUCUACACCCCCAACUGAUUCCUACACUCGUAAGGGAAUUGUUCUCGACAAGAAAAAUCUUGCCAUACACACAGGAUGGCAGUGAAAACUUGUUUAAUGAGUUAUUCCAAAACAGUAACUAGAAGAAAUAAUCAGACAUAUGUAGGAAACCAAAUGUUAAUGGCAAGAACUGCUCCCUUACUUGUUGGGAUGAACUCAAUGAUAGAUAUCAAAGAAAUUUAAUAAGACCAAAUGAAUACUUUAUGUUUUAAGGUUCUCUACAGAAAACUAUUUUAAAAAUUACUUAUAUAGGUAACUUUUGUAAAAAAUAUUUUUAUAUAUGUAGGUGUCCAUUCAUACAGAGCUUUAACAUAUUUUCACAGACAUCUGGUUAUUUUUCCCAUGAAAUAUAAAAACUAAUCUUCCUGAAACACUAAUUGCCUUUCUGACAGCCAUGCUUCUGGGUCAAAGAUUGGUCUCUUGGGACUAUUGAAAUAUCAUUUUCCUUAAAAAUCUUGAAGGUAGACAGAUAUAAAUAGAUGGAAACUUGUGAUUUGAUGAAGACUUGGAGUUAUUUAUAAUUUGUUACCCAAAAACAAUUACAUAUGUUCCUUGAAUAAUUGUAAUCACUCAGUCUUUCAAAGAUGUAUGGAAUAACUUAUACAAGUAAUAUUUUUGCCAGUAUCUUUAAAUAACCCAUUACCUCUAUAAUCCUCUCAAAUUUAAUGAAUUCUUAAUUUUAUGUAAUAAAAUGAUGUAAAAAUUCAUAAAAAGUACAUUUAGUCCAUGCUUCUUUUGAAAUUUAGAAUAAUUCCAUGGAGUCAUUUAAUAAUUUUUUGAUACAAAAAUGACCUAUAUAAGUAAUGAAAAAAAUCAACUUGUUUAAGGAACGCCCCUGACUGAUAAUACAUGUAUUUCACAUCCACCCAAAGUUGCAAUUUCAAAUUGUCUUCCUUGUGUCCCAUAUAUGUAUUUAUAGAACAGCCCUAUUAGUGAAUUGACAGUAUUUUGUUAUAUAUCAUUUAGAACACCCUGAGGUAUGACCAUCAGUAGUGGUAUUGUUCAGAUAUUUUAAGAUGUUUAUGUGUCAGAAUAUAUACUUUGAGAUAAUUGAACAAAAGAACAAUGUUUAUAAAUUUUAUAUUGAUAUGUAUUAGUGUAUAUAGAUGGUGGGCGGGCAUUAAAUAUCAUUAGUUGUGAUAAGAUAUGAAAUCAACAUUGAAUACCAUAAUCAAAUUUCAUACCUGUCUGCUCAUUGAUUAUAAAUUUACUAUAGCAUUUUGACUGGGGCUUUGCCAAUGUUGUGAUUUUAUAUUUUAUCUGGCCACAUUUUUAGCACAGAAAACAAAUAUUGUCAUACAGCAUGGAUGCAUUUGUGACAUGAUUCAAAAGCUUCAAUACUGGCUUACACUGGUCACAAUUAGCAAUUAACAAAUCAAAAUUGUUUAUUAAUUUAUGGCUUCCAUUUCUUUACAUAAUUUAACUUUCAUUCAGACAAUAAUGGCUGAAUAAACUGACAGCUGAUUGCCCCACACAUACGCCUGUUGGUCAUCAGGUCAACUGUCUAUAUGACCCUCUUUUGUAGCCAAAACCCCAGUUUUAAAAGAUAAUGUGUAGGUCCUGCUAAUAUCAUCAUAAAAAUAUUUUGAUAUCAUAACAUUCGUGAGUUUCAAUCUUUUUGAAAUUUCAUUGCAUCCCAUUUCUUCACAGGAGAAUUUUUUAAUAGUCUUGCAAAAUCUCUUAUUUUACACUGUCCUUUCCAUUUCGAUAAUAUGUUUAUAGCUAAAAGAAAUCUUGCAGAUAAGUUAUACUACUUCCUUUGUUUUGAAACUCACUACCCCAUAGUUAUUAAUAUUUGGUGCUUUCCAACCCCUAUACAAAUUAUUGUGGAAUAGCCCUUAUUCAAAAAGCAUUUAUACUAAAAGAUAUCCAGCCACGGUGUGAACAAAUUAUCAUUUCAAUAACAAGAAGUUUAUCAUAUUUAUCAAGGCUGUUAAAAAAGUACUGUUAAUUCAGAAAUUGUUGCCAUGUUUUUUUUUAAUUAGAAAAAUGUGACAGUAUCAGGCCUAGGUUCGCUUUAAUAAAAACUUGCAUUCAUAACUUCAGUAGUGAUUUUCCUUUAUAAAAUUUUCUGAAUUUACAGUAAGGCUAACAAAAGUUAUAAACUAGUAAUAGAGCAACACUGUUAUAUAUAUAACAGCUUAGAUCUUGAUAAAACAUUGUACUUAAACCAAUUAAUCAAAGAUCUUUGAAUAUUGAACUUAAUUCCCAAAUAUUACUGCAUAAAUUUCAUCCUGAUUGGCUCGACUUAAAUACCUUAUAUUACUGGAACAAUCUAUUUUAAAAAAGGUAAUUUAGUGACUCAUAACUCAAUUUUGGUCUGAAAGAUACAUGACCAAGGUAAUUCCAGAAACUUGAGGGGAACAGGGAAAACUGUAUUAAACUUUGUAUAGGGUAUUUUUUUUGCAAGUUUAGCUUGAUUGACAUCUUGCAGAGCACUUUAAUAGUGAGAGUUUUUGCUCCAUGUUGAAGACCUCACUAUGACUCUUAGAUAUAACAGCAAAAAAAAGAGGGUCUGGAUGGGAUUUACAGAAUGUAGAAUAAUAGGCCAAUACUACAUCAAAAUGGGCUAAAAAAUAAAGAAUAGAGAAAAACAGGCCAAAAAAAUAAAGAAUACAGAAUUUAGGACCCCCAUGCAGACACUCAUAAAAGCGCUGUUCUUUUACAUUUGCUUUAAGUCUUUUCAUGUGUAUAAAUUGGGGUGCUAAAAUAUAAAGACAAGAAAAAUGGACAAAACUAAUAAAGAAUAGAGAAAAAUAGCUUAAAAAUUUAAAGAAUACAGAAUUUAGGACCCCCAUGCAGACACUCAUAAAAAGCCCUAUUCUUUUAAAUUUGCUUUUAGUCUUUUUAUGUGCACCUAAUGAUUUUAUAUAAUGAACUAAUACACAGUGUCUUUUCUUUUUCCAUUAAACUUUGUUGUAUAAUUAUGAUCAUUUUGUCAUAUUUCUUAGACUAUAGAAAUCACUAGUCAUUUAAGUCAUGCACUUUCAAGUGAAAUUAAUAUCCUCAUAAAUUAUAAGGAACAACCAGUUCAAGUAACCAGACCCAUUUGUAAAUGAAACAUGACUUUUCAUUGUUUAGAAAUGUUUUAUUGUUGUACAGCAAUAAGAAAAUGAAAAUAAAAGAUAUUUAAAGUAA